Molecule: messenger RNA, 576 nt
Organism: Lachnellula hyalina
Lineage: Eukaryota; Fungi; Ascomycota; Leotiomycetes; Helotiales; Lachnaceae
Gene: PHO88
Product: SRP-independent targeting protein
Exons: 3
Coding region: 1-576 (191 amino acids)
Biological process (GO): protein targeting to ER
Cellular component (GO): endoplasmic reticulum; mitochondrion
Source: RefSeq, a predicted model, not a curated record
AUGGUAUCACCUCAGAUUACUAACCUGGUUAUCAUCCUUGGGAUGAUGCAGGUGUCGAAGAAGAUACCGCUCGAUGAUCCCAAUACGCUGAACCUGGUCCGCGCAGGAUACUUGUUGAGCAACCUUAUCAUCAUCGCUGUGUACGCCUACACGCAUCUGAUAAUCAACAAGAAGAAAGAUAUGACGACCCUAAAAUAUGUCGAACAACCCCAAAUGGGAUCCACCGAAGAGCCCAAGCCCAUCACCACCACCGUCCACAAGUACGACGUCGACCAGAUGAAGUCUCUCUACAAGGCACAGCUCAUGGGAAUUGGAAUGAUGGGCGUGAUGCAUAUCUACUUCAAGUACACCAACCCCCUCUUGAUCCAAUCGAUCAUCCCCCUCAAGAGCGCAUUUGAAGGCAACGAGGUCAAGAUCCAUCUGUUUGGAAAGGCAGCAGUUGGCGAACUGAGGCGACCAUUCAAGGCGGCGGCUGGUUUUAUGAGCGCCUUGCAGGGAGGUGCGGCUCCUGCACAGGACAAGAAGUCAAUUGAGGCUGCGGAGAAGGCUGGUCGUGGGGGUUCUAAGGAGGAGUAG